AUGGGCCUCCUCCCAGUUUUGGAGUGGGCAUCCAGGAACGCAUCCUUUGGGGGGCCAAGCGGCGGGAGCGGGCCCCUCUCCGGGCCCUGGUACAGCACACACAAGACUCAGCUCUUGGGAGUUUUACUUGCUGCUGCUUCAAAUGUUCUUAUUAGUGUCUCUUUGAGUAUACAGAAAUGUGCUCAUCUCCGACUGGCUUGCCAAGCAGAGCCAAAACCCUACUACACGAGCAAGCUGUGGUGGUGUGGAAUUACCCUCCUGGGACUUGGAGAGGUGGGCAAUUUCACAGCCUAUGGAUUUGCCCCUAUUGACACUGUCGCUCCACUGGGAUGUGUGUCUGUCAUAGGUAGUGCAUUUAUUUCUGUCUUAUUCCUAAAGAAGACCAUGAGGGCUGCUGAUAUAUUGGGAGGAACACUGACAGUAACGGGGACAUACUUAUUGGUGACAUUUGCUCCAUACAUAUCCCAAGAGCUCACAGCAAGACAGGUACAGAAUUACUUAGUGAGCUGGCCUUUUUUGGUAUAUUCGAUCUUAGAAAUUAUAAUAUUCUGCAUUCUCCUCUAUUUUUACAAAAGAAAAGCUGUGAAGCACAUCGUGAUUUUGUUAAUGAUGGUAGCACUACUGGCAUCACUGACUGUCAUUGCUGUAAAGGCUGUGGCCAGCAUGAUAACACUCUCUGCAAAGGGGAAAAUGCAGCUAACUUAUCCUGUUUUCUAUAUCAUGAUUGUUUUAAUGGCAACUUCUUGUGCUUUCCAAGUCAAGUUCUUGAAUCAAGCAAUGCAUCUGUACGAAGCGACAGAAGUUGUGCCCAUUAAUUUUGUGUUCUUCACCACCAGUGCCAUCAUUUCAGGGGCCAUAUUUUAUCGGGAAUUCCAAAAUGCAGCUUUGCUGAGCAUGUUCAUGUUUCUGUUCGGGUGUCUCCUAUCUUUCCUUGGUGUAUUUGUAAUUGCAAGACAUAAAAAAAAGGCACAUUUGCAAAUUCCUUUUAUUGACUGUGGACAUGUUCCUGGACAAAAAAUGACAGGCAAAAUACAACCAGAUACUCACAGUUCACACUAUGGCACUUUGAAUAAUGAAGAUGACUCGGUGAAAAGUCAAAGCUGA
Molecule: messenger RNA, 1104 nt
Organism: Apus apus (common swift)
Lineage: Eukaryota; Metazoa; Chordata; Aves; Apodiformes; Apodidae
Gene: NIPAL2
Product: NIPA like domain containing 2
Exons: 11
Coding region: 1-1104 (367 amino acids)
Biological process (GO): magnesium ion transport
Cellular component (GO): membrane
Molecular function (GO): magnesium ion transmembrane transporter activity
Source: RefSeq, a predicted model, not a curated record